AUGGGAAUUCAGAAACCGGCAUGGUUGGAUGCGCUUUACGCAGAGAAGUUCUUCGUGGGAUGUCCUUACCAUGAGACGGCAAAGAAGAAUGAGAAGAACGUGUGUUGUCUUGAUUGUUGCAUAAGUCUUUGCCCUCACUGUGUUCCCUCACAUAGAUUUCACAGACUCCUCCAGGUUCGCCGUUAUGUGUAUCACGAGGUUGUUCGGCUUGAAGAUCUUCAAAAAGUCAUCGACUGCUCUAACGUUCAAGCUUAUACAAUAAACAGUGCAAAAGUAGUGUUCAUCAAGAAGAGACCGCAAAAUAGACAAUUCAAAGGAGCUGGGAACUAUUGCACUUCUUGUGACCGAAGUCUUCAAGAACCUUUUAUCCAUUGCUCCUUGGGUUGUAAGGUGGACUUCGUGAUGAAACGUUACAGGGACAUAACCCCGUUCAUAAAGCCAUGUCACACUCUAACCCUAGGUCCUGACUACAUCAUCCCACAAGACUUACUCGGAGAUGAUGACAUGGCUGCCUACGAGACUCCCCGAUCUACGGUAGUCGACGGUGAUGAGUCCAUGAGCUGGUCGUCGGCUUCUUCCGAUAACUACAACGCCGGUGCGGCUGCGUACGCCGCCACAACCACCCACGUCGUGAGGAAAAAGCGGACCGGUUUCUGCCACUGCGCCAAAUCGGCUAAUAGUUAUAAAGUAGUUUCGGAGGAUCCUGACGAUAUGUCCACUUGCAUCAAUCGACGCAAAGGCAUUCCUCAACGGUCUCCUCUUUGUUAA
Molecule: messenger RNA, 768 nt
Organism: Microthlaspi erraticum
Lineage: Eukaryota; Viridiplantae; Streptophyta; Magnoliopsida; Brassicales; Brassicaceae
Source: the annotation of a GenBank genome assembly